ACUGGGGGGAAAUUCACAGCCGGCAUUGGUGUACAAAAUUUCGGCAGUGGACUGAAAAAAGUAAGCAGUGGCCUAUAAUAUUGACGGCAUUGUCGUCAGUGGUUGAGGAGUGGUAAUAAUGACUUGUGGCAGUGGCAGUGCGGGAGGUAUUGCAAAGCAUUGCUAAGGCAGUGUCCGAAUUUUAUCCGGCAUUGGGUCGGCAGUACGGCAGUGGGAACGCUCCCUACUCUUAUUCCCGCUUAUUCCUGAGUAUGCGCAUGGCAUGUAGUAAUGACAAACGGCACCCCGCGCUUGCAGCAGCGUACAGGCAAAACAAUAACGGACUUUUAUGUGUAUAAUUAGCAAGUUUUCGUGCCUGAUAGUGGAUUUAAAGUAGUGCGGUUAACAAAAUUAAUAUGGAGAAUGCAUGUCCGACAACCAAAACUUUACCAUCCGGUGAACCUUCGGAAAAAAUCACAUUUGAGUCUUUGAUUGAAAACAAAUUUCCGAACCUUCCAAAUAGUAUAUUAAUGUUAAUAAAUUACUGUGGAUGGAACUCUUUAUCUCAGUUCCAAAACAUCACCGAUGCAGAUAUUAACCAAAUGGAAAAAUUUGCUCAGGAAGAAUUAUGGCAGCUCCUUUCAAAAGAGGAAACUGAAACUUUUUACGGCAUUUUCUUCAAAAAACCUAUGCUGUUUAAAAUUCUUAACGGGCACAGAAACUUAUUGAUUAGCAUAAAAAAUGCAUGUGUGGAAUUGUGUGGUGGAGAACAUUUAAAAUUAAGUGGGCAAACCUGCCGCUGUAAAUGUAGAAGUAAAGACAGAAAUGAAACUAACAAACCUUACAAACUAAAACAAGCCUCUUCGCGUCUUCCUAAUUUGUCAAAUCCAGUACCUCGCUCUCAAGCGAAAAAUAAUGCAGCUAUAACUGAAGAUGAAACUCAUAUACUAAACAUAAGUCGUAAUUAUAUCAAAGCUUUUUGUAAUAAAAAAUUAAAGGAACAGGAAGCUGCCCAAAUUUUGAACAAAAUUAAUAAAUUGAAAGUUGACGUAAUUUUUGAAAAUCCUGAAGAAGAUCCCCUGUUUGCCCACAUAACUUGUAUUAUUUGCGAGCAAAAAAUUAAAGUCAGCGUGGCUAUUGGAAAGUAUGGACGGAAAUGGAUUUGUUCAAAUUUCAAUUCUCAUUUUAAAACCCAUUUUGAAGGAGAACUAAAUGGAUCGGAUAAAUUGAAACAAAAGCCCACACAAAAAUCCCUGCAAACUGUCUCAAUUCUAGAAUUUGUAAAUGUCAAAAAUCCAAAGAAAAAUGUUACCAGUGCCGAUACAAUAGAUCUGGAUGACGUAUCUACAAUAAGUGGCCCUCUAACUAGUCAGUCUACUUUGGAAACUAACGCUGAUCUGGAGUCCAGCCUCCAAGAUCAUGUUACGGAGCGAGAAAAUGCUGUCGUUUAUCGUUCUGUAGGUGGAAGUCCCUCUAUUGCAGAAUUCAAUAGUGAUUCUGACCCCAAUUUAAACAGCACUAGAGCGUCAGAUUCUAACGACUUAAUAACUCAGGAUUUUUUUGAGAACGGUAGAACUUUCCAUGAGGCGGGGAAUUCUGCCGUUUCCUUAAAGCCUCGUAACGUUAUUUUUACUGACACUCCUAAAAAAUCAAAGUGGCAAGAUGAGAAAUAUUCCCGUCGACAAAGAAACUGUAGAAGACUAGAAUGGCUUUCAAAAGAUCAAGCAAAAAUUACAUCUUUCUUUGAAAUAAAGGAACAUAUGCAACAAAUACUUGCAGAGAACACUGAAAUUGGAAGCACAAUUAUAAAGUCAUGUAAAGAUAAUUUUAAUAUGGAAAAUAUAAAUAUGAGUAACUUUUUGACAGUUCUUAUGACUUCUGCGCAAAAUAACAGCAGUUGUUCUUCGAAUCACAAUAGGUUCACUGAUGAGUUGAUAAAGUUUUCUUUGUACUUAUUCAUAAUUGGAGGUAAACUUACUUAUGAGACUUUAGAAAGCAAUUUGAAGAAUGUUCUUCCAUCUCUUUCAACUUUAAAGAGAACGUUAAAUGAAAAUGUAACUGUGCAAGAGGGCGUUCUUUAUAUGGCUAAUUUAAAAAUGUAUCUGAAUGCAAGGAAACUUCCAUUAAAAGUAUUUAUUAGCGAAGAUCAAACUGCAGUGUUGAAGAGAAUUCAGUACGAUCCAAAGUCAAACAAACUUGUUGGAUUUGUGCUUGACAAAAAUGACGAAACCGGCUUUCCUUUAACUGAAAAAUUUAUUGUGAAUUCAGCCUGGGAUAUACAGGAAGCGUUUCAAACAGGCAUUUUAUCCAAUAAUGCUUACGUUUUUAUGGCGCAGCCUCUAGAAGAGAAAGUACCAGCUUUUUGUCUUUGCAUAUUUGGGAGUGACAAUAAAUUUACCUACAAAGAAGUAGUACACAGAUGGAAUUUCCUGAUACAAGAGGCUGCAAAACUUGGAAUUGUUGUAGAGGGUUUUUCCUCUGAUGGCGAUACCCGUUGCUUGAAAGGAAUGAAAAUAUUUAGUAAUUUUCCAGAUCAAAAUGCAUCCAAUGAGCUUUCUCCAUAUUUCCAGAUGCCUUUUAACACCGAUAAGGCGACAGUAAUUCAAGACACAGUACAUAUCCUCACAAAAAUGAAGACAAGGCUUUUAAAACCAGGAUUAACUAUGAAGCUGGGAUGUGAAAAUAUUUCUUCAGAACAUUUAGAGGAAAUGGUUGACAAAUAUCAUAAAGACACCCAUUUAUUAUGUAAAUCGGAUUUGAAUUCUCAAGAUAAAAUGAACUUCGAUGCCGCAAAGAAAAUAUCUUCUGAUAAAGUGAGAAACACUUUAAAGCAGAUACCUGGUAGCAAAUGCACUAUUCAAUACCUGACCCUAAUGAAUAAAAUUGAAGAAGCCUUCCUAAACAAAUCAUUAACUUGUUCGGAUCGAGUUUAUAAUAUGUGGUAUACAAUAUUUUUUUUGAGGGCCUGGAGACAUUGGCUCUACAUAAAUAAGAUUGUUCUCAAGAACUUUAUAACUUCAAAUACGUAUACAUGUAUAGAGCUUAAUGGUCAUGGACUUAUUUUACUACUAAUCAAACUAAAGGAUAACCCAGAACAGUUUUUACCCUGGUUCUUUUCAAGCCAAACUUGUAAACGAAUAUUUCGUCAAACAAGGUCAAUGACGAGCACUUACUCGACAAUUGUAAAUUUUUCUAUACUAGACCUUUUGCGAAGGCUGUCCAGAAUUCAGAUGAUAAACGAAAUCGUCACUGACUUAGGAGAUUCAUUUAUCUUUCCGAGGGAAAAGUGCUCGUCAAAAUUGGGAAAUACAGCAGAAAAAGAUCGUGGAAAAUUAAUAACACUUAGUGAAAUCAAAGAUAUUCUUUUCCGCGCUAAAGCUGACGCACUAACUGAUUGUCUUGCGUUAGGAAUAAAUGCUACAGAAGAAGCUUUUUAUACGAUACAUAUAAAACCAGACUCUGCUGAUUAUUUUGAUCAGGAAGACAACCUGAGUGAAUCUGACAGCGACGAGCAUAGUAUAUCACCAAAUGAAAAUUCAGAGUAUAUUUCAGAAACAGACCUCAAUGAUAUUACUGAAUCUAAAACUAUUUUUCAAAACAUGGAUCAUCUGGAUCUGAAAGAUUUUAGUCAAACUCCAAUUAAUAAUAAAUUAGUUUUAAAAAUAAAACUGAAGACUGGCAAAACUAUGACUAUAAAAAAAUCAACCCUUUGCUGGUUUUUUACCGAAAACAAAAGUCGUUUGUCUGCCGACCGGCUAGAGAGAGUAAAGGGAAUGGGCUCUCAAAAAACCCUUCCAAAAACAAAACGUUUAAAAAGUCAAAAGAGAAUAAAGAAAUCUAUAAAACCAAAGAAUAAAAAAAGUAAAUUGGAAGAGAAGCAAGUUGAAGAAAGUGAGACGGAAACUGAAGAUGACUACAUUUCAGAAUUUGAAAGCAACGGCAGUGAACAUGUGGCAGAACACAGUAGCUCUGAUUCGGAAGCCCCAAAGAAGCAACAAAUAGCCAUUGUUGAAGAAAAAUACUACGCGGUAUACUAUGAUGAUCAGUGGUACAUAGGAAGAAUAAUAAAAAUCGAAAAGACAACGUGUCAGAUAAAAUUUUUGUACCGAAAUUUGGACAGUUUUAACUGGCCCAAACAAGAAGACGUGCAACAUGUCAAAAAAUGUUAUAUUUUUUAUGGACCUAUUUCGCUUUUAGGUUUAAGUCCAUUCAACCUUAAAAGAUACGACUUGUGUGCAAUUGAAAAAAAGUACAAAAUGUUUAAAAAAGAUAAGUAA
Molecule: messenger RNA, 4256 nt
Organism: Temnothorax curvispinosus
Lineage: Eukaryota; Metazoa; Arthropoda; Insecta; Hymenoptera; Formicidae
Exons: 5
Coding region: 396-4256 (1286 amino acids)
Source: RefSeq, a predicted model, not a curated record